AGUUGUUGUUUGCAGAUUGGUGUUAAAAUGCAUGGAAGCAAAACUGACCGCGCAUGUUGAGAAGAGCAACAUGUCAUGCGAUUUCGAUAACCGCGGUUCGUUACUCCGUUGCGUCUGCAGCCACUUCGGAAGUUGUGGACUCGGUGAAGGAGCCAUAUGUAGAUUUCGAAGAGAACGUUCGACCCAAUCCACACCUCUCCCUAUUUCCAUCCCCAAAAGUGGUUGUUCCGACCUUUGAGCUGACGCGAAGGUUAGGUACGGUGUUUUCACAGACUAUCUACCAGAUAUUCUUUGAACGAAGUUAUAACAAGGAAGGAUUAGUGCGGGCUGCCAAUGAGGGUGUGUCUGUGUUAGGCGAGUGUAUAGCAAAUGAAGAAUGGAAUAGGAUGAGCUUCAUUGCUACGAAAGCCUUGGUAGAACAAACGCAGUUUGCUAGGAAACGAUGCACCCCCGAUCAGCUAGCCUUGCUGCGAUUCAGCCCUGACGAUGCUGUUCUGUCAUUCAUUCACUCUAGUUUUCUCUCUGCUAGAGACUUCAGGAACAGAAAAGCCGAGCAAGGCAUCGUUAGUAUCUACUUCACCAUCGCAUCUUUUAUCCGUAAAAAUCAAUCUGUGCCAUGGGAAGCAACCCUUCCACAACUGCUGGCUAAGUAUAGGAAGGACGUGAUAGUCUCAAAUGUUACGUUCGCUCGGAACAUAAGUCCCCUUGGGCAGUGGAGAGCAACUGGAGUGAAUUUUUUUGAGCUUGAUGAUAUCAACCGUCAAUAA
Cylicocyclus nassatus is the source of this 767-nucleotide messenger RNA. The record is from the annotation of a GenBank genome assembly. Lineage: Eukaryota; Metazoa; Nematoda; Chromadorea; Rhabditida; Strongylidae.